Molecule: messenger RNA, 1016 nt
Organism: Arabidopsis thaliana (thale cress)
Lineage: Eukaryota; Viridiplantae; Streptophyta; Magnoliopsida; Brassicales; Brassicaceae
Product: S-adenosyl-L-methionine-dependent methyltransferases superfamily protein
Exons: 5
Coding region: 279-1016 (245 amino acids)
Molecular function (GO): S-adenosylmethionine-dependent methyltransferase activity
Source: RefSeq, marked reviewed
AUGUAUGAUCUAAGACCCAGAACACUCACCUUCCUUGAGGUUGCUCUUCCUCCCACUACUGAUACUACACCGAUUUUUUCACUCCUCUUUUUUUCACAAUGCUCGGUGUUCAAAGGUAAGGAUCGGACUCAAAUCAAUUUGUUCUCAGAUGCUCAAUGUUGAUCUUAGAAUUCACAAACGAAUCUUUCUACUUGUAUGUCAUGAUAUAUCUGCAAAGAUUCUGUCUUUUGUAUUGAUAACAUCUGGAAGUGUGAUUUCUUGAUUAGAGAGAGUUCUGUAUGAUUCAGAAGAAGUUGAUAGUGUUUAGAGUUUGGUGUGUGACUUUUAUGUACAUCAGGAUUUUCCAGGAGCACAUCAUCCGCAGAGGCCGGUGGUGUAUUAGGAGGGUCUACUCGUGGUUUUUUAACUUGUUGAUGCAGUCUUAUUGGAACGAGAUUGAGGAUUGCAAGGUGAAGAUAUUUGAUAAACUGAGUGAAAAAGCUGAAAAGGUUUUGGAGAUUGGUAUUGGCACAGGUCCUAAUAUGAGAUACUACGCUGCUCGCAAUAGUAACGUUACUCUAUAUGGGUUGGAUCCAAAUCCCAAAAUGAAGAAAUACGCACGCAAAUCCGCUACCAAAGCAGGAUUGAAACCUAAAAACUUUAGAUUCAAGCAAGGAGUAGGAGAAGCUAUACCAUUAAAAGAUAACUCUGUGGAUGCAGUUGUUGCAACACUGGUUCUAUGUUCUGUCUCUGAUGUCACUCAAACACUCAAAGAAAUCAAACGUGUGCUGAGACAAGGAGGGGUUUUCAUCUUCUUAGAACAUGUUGCAGCAAAAGAUGGAUCGUUCUUCAAGCGUUUGCAGAAAUUGUUAGAUCCGUUGCAGCAGAGACUUGCAGAUGGAUGCCAUUUGGCAAGAAACACGAGAGAGUGCAUCUUGGAAGCUGGUUUUAGUGGAGGAGUUGAAGUACAGACCUUUUCUAUGUAUAGCUUCCCUUGGAUGACAAGACCUCAUAUCUAUGGACUAGCUUACAACUAA